CUUCCGGCUCAGUUGACUAGUUUUUCCGGUUCAAACCUGCUUCGAACUUCAUACACCAUAACAGAAGCCUGGUGCGUUCAAGUUGGAUAUAUUACCUGAUGUAGUGUCAGUAUUAGCUAUUUUAAUUAAUCGAGUUGAAGCUAAGGCGUUCAGACAUGGCUGGUUUACCACCCGGAGACCCACAGCUGGUCUCAAUGAUCGUCAGUCAUUUGAAGACUCAGGGUCUGUUCGACCAGUUCAGGAGGGACUGCCUCGCAGAUGUUGACACAAAGCCGGCUUACUUGAACCUUAAACAAAGAGUGGACAACUUUGUCUCUAACCACCUGUCUAACCACACAUGGAGCCCUCAUUUGAACAAGAACCAGCUGAGAAACAACAUCAGACAACUUGUGCUCCAGUCUGGGAUGUUGGAGCAGGGAGUAGACAGGAUUGUGGCCCAGGUGGUGGAUCCUAAGAUCAACCAUAUCUUCAGGCCUCAGGUGGAGAGGGUGGUUCGUGAAUUUCUGUCACCUGGCAGCUACUCGGAGGAGCCGCCAGCCCCACCGCCUUCAGUGGAGCCCAAACCAGACAGCAGCGUUCCCGAGCAAGCCCUGUCAUCUGCUCCAGCGACCACUUCAGCCAGUGACGCCAUGUCCAUCCUGGACACCAUAACCUCUCUCAACCAGGAGGCCAGCGUGAGGGCCAGCACAGGCACAGAUAAAGGACGUAAAGGCCAAGCUUUAGAUGAGUCCAUGCAGCUGGAGGAGGAGGGCGAGCAGUGCUUGAGCGUUGUUGAGGAAGGAGACGGCCACCAUGACGGGAAGACGCCAGAAGAGGCAGAAGAGCUGGCAGCAGAGGUCCAGGUGUUGGAUGUGAAAUCAGAGGACGCUCAGGAGCAGAUGGAUGUGGAGAAAGAGGGUUUAAUCGAGGAGAUGAAGAUGGAAGAGGAGGAGUCGGGAGCUCAGGAGCUGAUGGAAGAGGAGAAAGACGUAGCUGCCUGCAAAACUACAGGAAAACUCACAGAGGAGAAGCAAGAUGAUGAUGUGCUGAAGUCUCCAAGUCAGGCCAAGCAGAAAGCCAGAGAGAGGAUUAAGGAAGAAUACUUUUUGGAGGACUCAGACCUGGAGGGCCUGAGUGACAUCACAGUGAGCUCCGUCCACACCAGCGACCUGUCGUCAUUCGAGGAGGAAAGUGAAGACGAGGAGCAGCCGUCCGAUUCUUCCGAAGAGGGGGAGCUACCGCCAGACGCUCAAGGUGAGAGAGCAGAGAAGAAACAGGGCAGCGGAGAUGCAGGAGAAGAAGAUCGUAAACCUCGCCGCAAGGCCUACGUUCACAAGCCCUUUCUCUACUCCCGCUACUACAGCGACUCUGAUGACGAAAUCACUGUGGAGGAGCGUCGGAGAUCUGCGGCAAAGGACAAAGAGGAAAGGCUGCUCAAGAGACAACAGAACAGAGAGCGAAUGGAAGAGAAGCGCAAACAGAAAGCAGUGCAGGCGGAGGAACACGGUUUUAGUUCCUACACAGAUCACAAAAAACAAAGGAGUGGGGACGCUGCAGGCCAGGAGGGCCCCAAAGCCAAAGAGGCCCGCAAAGAAAGGAAAGUUCUGGAGAAAAAAAUGGCUCUCAACAGGAAGAGGAAGCUAGACUCAAGGAAAGAGGGAGAUGUUUCAAGCAGAAAGAAAGGAGAUGCAGAGGGAACCAAGAAAGCGGAAGUGAAAUCCGCGGCCUCAAAGACCCCACUACCGAAACUGAUAAGAAAUCUGUCCGAACCGGCAUCGUCCGACGAGAGGCACAGGAGGACGAGCGGCAGCGUCUCCGAAGAUUCCUGUGAAUCCAAAAAGCUGUCUGACAAAAACCGGACACACUCAUUCAUCUUGGACUUGGAACAAGGUUCCCAAGAGGCACUCAAACAUCGAUCAGCUGGGAAGAUUGAUAAGUUAUCCCGGAAAGAAUUUCACUCUAAAGACCGCAAAGAGAAAGAGCGCAGCUCGUCAGAUGAACGUGCCAAGCUCAAACAAAAGCAGGAGAAAAAAUCCGAACAUCAGGGAGACGAAGCUCAGCAGAAGGAAGUUACUGCUCUUAAAGUGUCUUCUGAAGAGAAAAGUGAGAAGAAGCCAAAGAUUAAAAGUGAAAAGAAAAUUCCAGCAACUGCAAGAGAAGGAAAGUCGUCUGUGUCGGAGGGUGUUGCAGACGAGGGUCCUAAAGAUGCUACUGUGAAGAAGACGAAAGCUCCUACUGUGGAGGCUGUCAAAGCAGAGAAGGACAAGGAAAAGGACAAAAUUAAGGAAAAGGAGAAAGAUAAGGAUAAGAGCAAAGAAAAGGAAAAGGUCAAAGGAGAGAAAACUUUGGCUAAAAGUGAUUUCAAGCAGCUCUUCCGUCCCGAUUCUGCUGGGUCUUCUGAGGAUCGGUCUGACAUGGAGACCGGGUCCGACAGCAGCAAGAAGAAGGACAAACACUCCAAAGACAUUCUGAAAAGGUCAAGGAGCCACACUGAGGACAGGCCGGGAGACAAGCCCAAAUCUAAAACAGAUAGUAAGGACAGCGAGAAAGAAAAGACUAUAGCAGAAGAAGGCCCGAAAUCAAACAAGUCCAGCUCCGAAACUGAUCCAAAAAGGGUCAAGCCAGCAGAAAAAGGACGAAUCGUGGGAAAGUCUAAAUCAAAACCCAAAGAGGAAACAAAGACUGUAUUGUUAUCAAAAACUGAUAAUAAAAUUCAGAGUUCAGAGGUCAAAAGUGCAGGAGGUGCAGCCGUCGGCAAACCUGAGACAACAAAGGAGAAGAAAAAAGAAGGAAAUGUGAAGGAGCGGCAGAAAGAGUCAGAGGAAGAUCUCCACGAGAAGUCAGAAAUCAAGAGUACGAAGAAAAAGGUAGAGAAGAAGGAUAAAGCCCCAGAAAAGAGAGAUGACAGCCAAGAAGAGAAGAAAGCAUCCAGAGAAGGCAAACAGGAAAGGUCUGAUAAAUCUUCAAAGUCUUCCUCAGUGAGUCUCGACGCGGAGGAGCAGCCGAACAAACUCCUUCUUCUCCAAGUCAUGAGCACCGACUCUGAUCCCGUCGCCACCACCGUCACCGCCUCCUUCUCAGACGACACCUGCGACGCUUUAAGCGACAUCACCCCCGAGCCGCCCGAGUGUGAAACGGAGUCGCGGCUCAGCGAGAUGCCAGCUGUGCCGGUCGAGGCCGACGCUCUGCUGACUCUCAUGGACGUCUGUGCUUCGGCAGAGGCGAGAAUUGAGCCUGAGAGCAGCGCAGAGGACGUGACAGCCGAGAUGACUCUGCAGGAUGCUGAUAUGAAGAUGAAAGAAGCAGCUCUGACUCUGCUCUCAAUGGACCCUGACAGUACGGUGUCCUCCAGCUUACUUUGCCAGGACAUCAGGGAGGAAGAGGAGGUCAGUCAGACUGCGCCACAGCCGAUGCAAACCGCAGCAGCCGAACAGGAAGAACAGCAUCUUCCUAUGGAUGUGCAAACAGCUGCUGAAACUGAGUCCACGGCCACUGAGCCGUCACCAGGUGUAUCUCAAGAAAGUGCUGGGCCUGUUGCCAAAAAACCAGACUUUCCAGAUGCGUUUGAAAACUCAGACAAAGAAAUGGACAUGGCGAGGGAUGAAAUGUCUGUUUGUCUUGCACCACAGGAGGAUGACAAAACCUCGAAUGAAUGUCAGCCUCCUCUGAAUGAAGAUGAAGCCAAAAGUGCAGAAACUGCACCUGAAACACAGUCAGAUGAAGAAAUGGCACCACCAUCAGCUGACAAAGAAGCUGCUGAGGCUGCCAUGUCUGAAGCAGAAGAGAUCAGAGGAGCCUCAGUUGUUUCUGACGCCGCAGAACAGGCCUCAGAAAUGAAAGAGCAAACCAAGCCUGACGUCGUGGACACAAAGACAAGCCCCGAGCAGACAGAGGAAGUGGUAGCUGAGGACAGCCAGACCAAGAUGGACGUAGAUGAUAGUGAAGCAGAGAGGAAGACGGUGGAGGAAGAAGCUGCUGCAGCAGAGAAGAGUGAUCCACAGACUGCGGAAGGUGUCCCGGAGAAGACUGAGGACGUCACAGAAGGCGGAGCUGACAGUCAGUCCAAACUGGUCAAACAAAUCAGUAACGUUUCCAGCACAGACAGCCAGGAAGAUGAGAAAGGGUCCGACCUGUCGGAAAAGGAAGAGAAGACGGAGGGCAGAGGACGACGUAAGCGAAAGCUGUCCGUUCACAAAGCCGCGGCGGUGAAAGAAUCUGGCGAUGAGGGGACCGAAAAGGAGAGCAAAGAACAAGCAUCUGCGGAGGAAUCUGAUCAGAAGGAGGUUGUGGAAGUCAAAACACCACGCAGGGGUCGAUCAUCCAAAACCGACGAGGAAGCAGAGGAACCCGAGAAACCGGAGGGGACUCCGACUCGCGGGGGAAGACGUUCAGCGGCGGCGGCCAAAGAAGCCACUGCGGAUGAUCAGAAGAACGAUGAAAAUAAAGACGAGGAGAGCGCAGACAAGCCAGCUGAGAGCCAAGAGAGAACUGAGGGGGAAAGUGAGCCGAAGAAAACCGGACGGCGAAGAAGUCAAGUCAGCCUGCCGUCACCCGCUGCUGAAGAUGCUGAAGCUGCAGGAGGCUCCAAAGACACCACUGACACACGUAAACCAGCAGCAAAGAGGAGGAGGUCAGAGGAAGUGGAGGAAUCUGUGGAGGAAAGCCAGACUGAAGAGGAGGUGAAGGAGGACAACAGUGGACAGGAACAAAAUGAGCAACAACCUGAGAAAGACAGUGCGUGUUCCCCUUCAGCGGAGAGCCAAGGAGAGGUCAAAGAGGAGAUCUGCAGCGAGAAGAAGCCACAAGAUGUGGAGGCCGAGCAACCUCGCGAGGACCAAGAGACGACGCCAAAGAGGCCUGGUCGCAGGGGUCGGCCGUCGAAGGCCGCUGCAGCCGCAGAGGAUCCAGGCAAGAAGGAUAAGAAGGCCGAAGAAAAAGAAAGCGAGCAGAAUGAUGAUCAGGAGGAGGAAGAAGACGAAGAGGGUGGUGAGGAGGAAAAAGGAACUGCAACCCGAGCGACCACACGCUCAGCAUCUCGGCUGGAGGCUGAAAGAAACAAGCCAAGUAAACCAUCCACCCGGGCAAGUCGACAGAACGGUAAAGAGGAGACCGCAGCUGGCACACGCGGGACGAGGGGCCAGGCAGCGGCGGCGGCGACGGCGAAGGGGGGCCGCAAACGGGAGGCCAGCCCCCCUGCGGUGCGAACGCGGGGAGGACAGAAAUCGGAGGAGCCCCCUUCCAAGAGAGCCAAACGCUAAAACCUCUGACAGCGGUGGACUUGUUUUCUCUGCACUCCAUGUCCAAGUCAGUUUUGUUGUCGGGGGUCAAAGAGCCACAGUCAGCAUGUAAAUCUGUUUCUGAGUCAUUGACUUUAGAUACUGAAAAGCUCUGAGUCGUCUUCUGAUACUUGAGAGUAAAUCUGAGUAUGUGUAGGAAUCCCCCCCAGAAUACAUUCUGCUGCACUGCGCCCAUAUGGUUUGGAUCAGACUUCAUCAUUCCUCUGUGUAUUCAGUAAUGCCCGGUGAACCAGAGUAUCUCAGGCCAAUCAAAGGCUUAAUGUGCAGCCGACUCCUGCUUUGAGAUGAAGACGGCAAAUUGAAAUUAAGAGCGUCUCGGCUCCUGCUGAGACGCUUUCAGCCUUUACGGUCCGAACUGUUACAUGUUCAGAUGUUAAUCGAUUUGUAGAGCCAAACACUUGUACAUAGAGAUCACUGUGAAAUUAUUCAGUAUUCAUUCUGUGAAUGACAGGAGCAGUUCCCCACUUUUUUUUUGUUUUAAGUUUUUGUUUUUAUACUUAUCAUUGCAGAGUUAAGGGAAGUUUUUUUUGUAUGAUCUGAUUGAAGUAGCAGCAGUGUUAUGUGACGGACAGGAUAAACACGACAAUACGUGAACAGUUAACUGACUCGACUUCAUGACAACAGCAAAGGUGUUUCUUACUGUCUAAAUGGAAGUACAAAGUAACUUCUUUGUAAUGUUUUAGAGUUAACUGUAUACCAGUGUAACAGUGGUUGAUAUCUACAUGUAAAUGUAAAGUGUUUUUUUUUUUUCAUAAAUGUGAAAAUACUGAAUAUUAUUUCCUUUUUUUAUUGUUUAAGUAUAAAUCACUUCCGAUUCUCUACUUGUAAUUAGUAUUUCUUAGUUUUACUUUUUUUUUUCUUUUUUUCAGCAAACAGACGCACCUCUAGAAGCAAAUGAAAAUCGGUCUGUUUUUUUUAUUUUUAAGUUAGGCCACAUUUUUCCCAUUUUUAGACUCUCAUGGUUAAAACAUACACAUUUUUAUGUCUAAAAAACAUACUUGGAAGUGACUGUGUAACUUCUAGAAAACAAACCACGGUUUAUUAAACGGUGCACUG
Messenger RNA from Scatophagus argus, 6332 nucleotides. It is a transcript of the gene bod1l1, whose product is annotated as biorientation of chromosomes in cell division 1-like 1. NCBI's taxonomy places the organism in Eukaryota, Metazoa, Chordata, Actinopteri, Scatophagidae. The record is from RefSeq and is a predicted model, not a curated record. Bases 156 to 5237 code for a protein of 1693 amino acids. The transcript has 30 exons.